This is a messenger RNA of Caenorhabditis elegans, 7397 nucleotides long. RefSeq names its product Transcription factor sma-9 (gene sma-9). Gene Ontology annotation, biological process: positive regulation of DNA-templated transcription; cellular response to growth factor stimulus; negative regulation of DNA-templated transcription. Bases 1732 to 6810 code for a protein of 1692 amino acids. The transcript is spliced from 26 exons. Gene Ontology annotation, cellular component: nucleus. The record is from RefSeq and is marked reviewed. Gene Ontology annotation, molecular function: nucleic acid binding; transcription corepressor activity; zinc ion binding. Lineage: Eukaryota; Metazoa; Nematoda; Chromadorea; Rhabditida; Rhabditidae.
UUUCAGCCUCCAAUGGCAUUUGCUCCGGGUUCAGGAGGAGGUGGAGCGCCUCCCGGCCAACAACCUGCACAAAUGAUGAUGCCACAAAAUAUAUCAGCAGAAACCUAUCACAGGUUAAAUCAGGUACAACGUGAGCAGCUAAAUCAUCAACGAUUAUUACAAGCACAGCUCCAGACUAAUGGACCUGGAAGUGUUUCUCAGCAGCAGCAGGCUUCGCAGCAACAACAGCAAGUGCAGCACGUCCAGCAGCAACAACAGUCGCAGCAGCAACAGCAACAAGUUGCUUCACAACAAAACCAGCCGCAAUUGCAAAUGAAUGCUCAGAUACUGCAAGCUUUGUCAACACCACAAGGACAAAAUUUAGUUAACAUGCUUUUGAUGCAACAGGCACUUAAUGCGCAACAGACUGAUACUCAGAAUCCACAACAAAUUAUGCAACAUCAAUUAGCUCAACAGCAGGCACAACAAGCUCAGCAAGCUCAACAAGCGCAACAAGCUCGACAACAGGCAGAACAACAAGCUCAAGCCCAAGCUCGUCAUCAAGCUGAGCAGCAGGCUCAGCAACAGGCACAGCAACAGGCGCAGGCACGGCAACAAGAACAACAAGCUCAAUUAGCAGCUAUUCAACAGCAAGUCACGCCACAGCAAUUUGCUCAAAUAUUGCACAUGCAACAGCAGCUUCAACAACAGCAGUUUCAACAACAACAGCUCCAGCAGCAACAACUUCAGCAGCAGCAACUGCAACAGCAACAACUUCAACAACAACAGCUCCAGCAGCAACAGUUACAACAGGUUCUACAGAUCUCACAAGCCCAACAACAAGCUCAACAAGCUCAGCAUGUCCAGUCUAGACAAAUGCAGCCGUCCCAACAGAGCCAGGUACAGGCGCAACUCCAGCAGCAACAGCAAUUGCAGCAGCAACAAGCUCAGCAGCUUUCACAGCAGCAGGCGCAGCAGCAACAACAAUUACAACAGUUACAACUGCAGCAAUUUCUUCAACAACAGCAACAGCUUCAUCAGCAACGUGCGGCUGCCCAACAAGCUCAGGCUCAGAACAAUGCUUCACAACAACGCCCGUCGGUUGCAUCGACGCCUGCAUUGUCUUCAACUCCACAGUUGAAUGAUCUUACACAGACAAUGCAAGCCCAGCUUCAACAGCAACUGCUUCUCCAACAGCAACAGGCUCAGGCUCAACAAGCUCAACAAGCUCAGCAAGCACAACUAGCUCAACAGGCUCAACAGCAACAGCAAGGGCAGUCUCAAAAUAGAACAGUUUCUCAAGCACUGCAAUAUAUUCAGUCUAUGCAACUGCAGCAAAGAGCCGAUGGAACCCCAAACGCAGAGUCACAAGAAGAGAGGUUGGCUCAAAUGCUGAACGAACAACAGCAGCGGAUGCUGCAAAAUCAGGCGCGCGAGGCACAACAUCGUCAGUUGCUCAUUUCUUCGACGCCUGCUCCUCGAGGUGGUAUCACCAUGGGAACUCCAAUUGGUAUUGCAAGGAGAGAAGAGCAGCCGGUACCGUCUACGGUGGCGGUAACGACGGCACCGGCUGCAGUCCGCACGCCUGUUGCUGUGCCACCUAUGAAACAAAAUUCUAACCCUUCCAUGAAUCCAUCAUCCACAUCUACGUCUGCAUCUGCCACAAGCAGUCAUCAGAUUUUAGCCCCCUCGCUCUCCAAACCACUUGAGCAGCCUUCCUCGUCGAAGGCCGCAUCGUCUGGCAACGAGUCGAUGUCGGACCACAUCAGCCGAAUCAUCUCUGAGAACGAAGUCAUUCUUCAAGGAGACCCGGUGAUUCGCAAAAAGCGGCCAUACCAUCGGCAAAUAGGUGCGCAAUCCUCGGUCGAUCACGACAGUAAUAGUGGUGGAUCAACAAGAACUUCGCCUGGGCCAAAAGACAGUCGUAUGUUGCAAGCUGCUAGUCGGAGCCAGAGUUUAUUCGAGCUUAGUGGAUCAAAACAUUUCAUGGGCAGCUUGACUAGUGGUCAGCCAUUGCUUCGUCCGAUUCAGGCACAUAAUGAUCCUAACUACACACCGGAGUGUAUAUACUGCAAACUCACGUUUCCCAAUGAAGCUGGUCUCCAAGCUCACGAAGUUGUUUGCGGAAAGAAAAAAGAGCUAGAAAAAGCACAAAUAGCACAAGAAGGAAACCCGCAUAGUGCUCUGAAGCGUCGUCACACUCAUCAAGAUGCAACGUUAGCAAUGCAUUCUCCACUUGCAGCCCACACACCGUCGAACAUGCCUGGUCCUUCAGAGCCUGCAAUAAAGUUGAAAAAAGAUGACUCUACUGAACUAGACGGUACAUCAAAACCUGACGCUCUUCAAUCCUCCUCAUCAUUUCCUAGAAGUUUACCAAAGGAGUGGGAACAACAUAUGUUAACGCUUCAAAAUCUUGCCGCCAUCAUUCCGCCAUUUGUUCAAGCAUUUCUUGCCAAAGUAUUACAAACUAAACUGACAAUGGUUUCUUCUGGAACAUUGACACAUAUUUAUGAAAACUACAACAUAUCACCGAUUUGUGUUAAACAAUUUCUUCACUUCGCAUCGCAACUGACCGAUCAACAACUCGAAGAAAUGACAGUUGAAAGUGAGAAACAGUAUUUGGAGAAUGCAGAAGAAUAUCAAGCAAAAGGAAUUAUCCAAGCCCUCCCGUGUGAUAAUUUGGAAGUUACUGAAAUGUUAAAGCAGCAAGAAACCAUCAUGAAAGGCCAAGUCCCAGAUCUUCUCGUCUCUACUCAAGCUGUUUUACAUCACUGCAGUGGAAAGCGAGACAAUAAAGAUCCUUCUAAAAACUUUGUCAUGAUCAAACUUCUUCAUGCUAACGGAAAGGACAUUACUGAAAUCCCAAUGAAAGCAGAAACUGAUCUCGAUGAAUGCAAUGCACGAUUUGUAUAUCAGAUGAGAGAAUUCCAAAAAAUUAACAAUAUGAAUGAUAGGUUAAUCGAGGUUCUUAAAACUGAUCCUGCGGCAGCUGCAACACCGCUGUUCCAAGUGGCCAGGGAACAAUCAGCAAGUGUGAAAUUUCUCAUUCGACAAACUGGUAUGGUUCAUUUAACAAUUGUUGCCAGUGUUGCAAAAAGACUGGGAAUGAGCAGUAUGCAACAGGAUGUUCCGGAGUCCAAUCAAAUACCAAACGGAAUAAUUGCAUUUGAUGGAGUUCAAAUCAAACAAGAGCCCGAAGAUCCACCAGGAGACGAUGAUGACGACGAUGAUGAUUGUAUUAUUGAAGUUGUGGAUGAAGAUCAAAAACAGCAUAUUGCAAUGCUCACAGCAGCUGCCAGCGGGCAGGAUAUUGGAAUUGGUGGCCAGUUUCAGAAAGUGACACAAAACCUUGAACCUGCCAUUGUGAAUCAACAAUCAAUUGUCAACCAUGGUGAUUCAAUUGUCAACAACGCCUCAAUUCCAAUUGCAAACAAUGCUCCAGUGCAAAUCGUCCAGAAUGGAGGACCUAUGCAGCAUGAAGUUGUUGCAAUGCCAGUACAACUAAAGCUAGAAGAUCUUCGUUUAGAGCCGCAGACCAGUGGGGAUACUGAUAAACCAUACUGGCUGGUAAUCAAUGGUGACAUUGGAGGGCGUCCUUCAUUCAUGACAACAGCUGGAAUGACUUCAAGAACUCAUCGUACUCGUAAUAUCACAUCAGAGACCUACGUAACGGUACCACGUCAACAACCAAUGUUUGCAGUACAAGAUGGAACUUUAUCGAUGUAUGCGAAAUGGAACGUUCCGGUGCAUAAUGAUGCGGAGACAAAAAUGAAUUUGUCGUUUAUGGGAAUGGUAUCGUUGAGACGAAGAACGGGUCAACAGAAAUUUUUCAAAUACACAACGGCCAACAAGGAUCAGGGACAUUAUCGAAUGACACAUUCUUCGUUUUGGGAUAUAAGUACAAAAAUUCGUGAUCGCCAGGCUUCAAUGAGCGAGGAAAAAACACCAGAAGAAAGUGUGGACUAUGAUGCUCAAUUCAUUGAGCGACUUGUGGGAGGAACUUAUACCAACACAGAUUUACAAGGACCAUCAAAUGCCCCGGUAACCAUCCCGGUGCUAGUUGCGCCGGAGGACUCAACGUCUGCUGAGCCAAGCACAUCGGGUCAAUCACUCCUGAUGAGAUCUCCGCGACCUCAAUCUCCACCUCUCCGUGAUAUAAAAAUGGAUCUUAGUGAUGAUGAUUACUCUGCAACCGAUCUCGCGACUACUUGCAAACUUGAACCAAAGCAGGAAUCCUUUGAAGAUGUUAAAGACGUGAAACGUGAAAACAGUCCCGACGCAAGACCAACAGUUAUUAUCAGCGAUGAUGCUGGUCGUAUCAGAAGAGAACGAUUUGCUAAUAAGUAUAUCAGUAGAAUUCGCCCAAAACACGAUCAAAUAAUUGGCGGCCAUCGCACAGAUGAGGUAUACGUGUAUGUGCGUGGUCGUGGGCGUGGAAGAUAUAUUUGUGAUCGCUGCGGAAUUCGGUGCAAAAAACCUAGUAUGCUGAAAAAGCAUAUCAAAUCGCACACGGAUGUUCGCGCUUUUAACUGCACUGCGUGUAACUUCUCGUUCAAAACUAAAGGCAACCUCACAAAGCAUUUGAGCUCCAAAACACACCAACGUCGUAUUUCUAAUAUCCAAGCAGGAAAUGAUAGCGAUGGAACGACACCAUCGACAAGUAGUAUGAUGAAUAUGGAUGAUGGAUACCAUAGAAAUCAACCAUUGUUUGAUGACUAUGACAACAACUCAUCAGACGAGGAAGAUUACGAUCAUUUGAAUAGAAUGCAAGCAGAACACAAAUUCAAGUUUGGUCAGGAGCACAUUCUUUUUGAACGUACAGCUCACACUCCUCCGACUCGUUGGUGUCUUGUUGAAGCUCAAAACGAUCACUAUUGGCCUUCGCCGGAUCGUCGAUCAUGCAUGUCCGCUCCACCUGUGGCAAUGCAACGUGACUUUGAUGACCGAGCAAUGACUCCCGUGUCUGGCGCCAACUCUCCGUAUCUGUCGCAACAAGUUCAUUCUCCAAUGUCAACUUCUUCUCAGUCCAAUAUAAUUCUAGACAUUCCUAACAAUCAGAAAUCAAACUGUUCGUCAGUUUCUAACGUUUCUCCUUCCAACUCUCAGAACUUUCAAAGUUUGUCUACUGUUCCAACUUGUGCAUCUUCGUCGAGCAAUGUAUUGGUCCCCAAUGUAAACUUUCUACAAAAAGACGAAACAUUGAAAUGUGACCAAUGCGACCGUACAUUUCGAAAAAUCUCCGACUUGACACUUCAUCAGCACACACAUAACAUUGAAAUGCAACAGAGCAAGAACAGAAUGUAUCAGUGUUCAGAAUGUAAAAUUCCAAUUCGAACCAAGGCACAGUUGCAGAAGCAUCUCGAACGGAAUCACGGGGUUCAUAUGGAUGAGUCUGUGACAGCAUGCAUCGAUCCUCUGGCGUCUACACAAUCUGUUCUAGGCGGACCAUCCACCAGCAAUCCACGUUCUUUUAUGUGCGUUGACUGUGACAUUGGGUUUCGCAAGCAUGGGAUCUUAGCCAAGCACUUGAGAUCUAAAACACACGUGAUGAAGCUGGAAUCUUUACAACGGUUGCCGGUGGACACAUUGUCCUUGAUAACCAAAAAAGAUAAUGGUGCUUGCCUCAAUGAUAUCGAUACCACGGAUUGUGAGAAGGCUCGAAUAUCUCUUCUAGCUAUUGUCGAGAAGCUCCGCAACGAGGCAGAUAAAGACGAGCAGGGCAGUGUUGUUCCCACUACCUCUAUCCCUGCUCCUCAGCCCGUUGCCUUGACGCCGGAGAUGAUUCGAGCAUUGGCAAACGCCCAGACACCUGUGACCGCAUCAAUGACCAAUACACCGUCGACGGCGCAGUUUCCAGUGGGCGUGGUUUCGACCCCUUCGGUGAGUGCUGUGUCGGCCUCGGGCAGCCAAAGUAACGUGUCUUGCGUUAGCAGCUUCAACAACUCCACUAUGUCGCCCAAUCCAACUGUGGUUCCACAGGUGUUUCCAACACCAAAUCCGUCAUCCCCAUUGGAAUCGUCCUCAAUGCAGUUCAGAAAGAAAGCAGUUUUGGACUCGGCAACACACGCGAACGACAUGCCCAGAACAAUUCUACGAAUCUCGGAGAUUCCGUCCAGUCUACCAGUCAAUCAUCAACUUCAUCGUGAUUUGUCUUUCCUUGCUCAUACAACAAGUCGUUCUGAAUCAUCAAUUACAUCGCCUAUCGUUUCAUCUUCUACAAACUUUAGUUAUCGUAAACGUUCCGAGUCUUCUUUAAGCGGUUCUAGCCCUACUCAUACAAAAAAAUUGAUGGUCUGGAAUCCACCACUCGCUGAGCCAUCUUUCUACUCACCAAAAGCAGCUUUGCAUCCAUUGUCAACUGAUAAGGCACACGCAUCGGAAUCCUUGUCGGACCGUCUACACAACAAGCGACCAAGACCAAUCCCCGACAACACUAAGUGCCAAAUUUGUGCGGAUGAAUUUUCAACUCCGAUUGAACUUCAGGUUCACUUGCACGUUGACCAUGUUCGAAUGAUGGAUGGUGCCGAGUACAAGUGUCCACGAAAGUUCUGCGGUCUAAACUACGAGUCCCUCGACAGCCUGAGAGCUCACGUGACAGCACACUAUGAAACUGACAGGCAAAAGCUGCUUGAGGAGAAGGUGUUGCUCGCAGAAGCAGAUUUUCCAAUCGACAAUUCCAAAAUUGAAAAAUUGAACUCACCAAAAAAGGAGUCCAUGAAUAAGUUCACAACUCCUUUCAAGGCUAUUUCUGAUCAUCAUGAACUAUACGCCCAGACGCAGCAAGGAGCUGGGUCAUCAACAUCGAACCAAUCACCGAAGGCUGCGAACUAGUGUUUUCAUUAUAUUUUUCCAAUAUUUCCUGUAUCUUAUCCGUCACUGUUCAUUAGAAAAAUGUCAGGUCACCUAGAACAUUCCACGACUAUUCGCUCUUUCUGGUCCAUCAUUUUUUUUGUUAUUUUUCCGAUACUUGUCUUGAUUUUUCUUCUUUCAAAUAUGUUUUAAUAAUUCAUCAAUUUGUGAUUUUACACAUCGGCUAUCAAGAAUUGUAUUAUCAUCACCAGUUUUUGAGCUAGCCGACGUCAGAUUCUAGUUUUAUCUGCCGGGUUUCACGUUUCCCAUUGAUCUUCCAAAAGGCCUGAAAGCCGCUCACACUCAUUAGUAUAAAAAAUAUGAGAUAUUCUAUUUGUGAUUGUAUAUGUAUUUUCCUUAAUUAUAUGUUUUUGUUUUAAAUGCUCUGAUUUAUCAUCAUUCUCUUUUUUUGUAAAUACUUUUCCUUUCCAUCAGUCCAUUUCCAGUCAACAUGCAAUCAUUUCUUGUGUCAGUAUGCUCUCUAGUUUUGAUUUAUAUUUUUGGAAAUACAAACACUAUGUUUUUGUUUCGAAUCCCAUAAUUUAUCGAUAAACAAUCAACGGCAUAAU